GGUUUACUGAGACGUGUAAUCACACCGUUCGUUUCAAAUUAUUAUUAAACAUAUAUAUUUAUAAUAAAAUUAGAAUAUUCGUAUGGGAGAUUCUUUGGAGAACGCUGAUACUUCGGUAGAAGUAACAGCGAAUGUAACAAUUGUGGAUUAUGGUGCAUUUGCCAAUUAUAUUCGCAAGGCUGUUACCAUACUUUUACCCGAAGAAGAUGUUGUACCACCAGCUUUAAAUACAGCAUUAGAGGAUCCCGAUAACCAGGAUCGCGUGAAAAAAUUCUUAUCAGACCCACAAGUGCAAGCAUUAUAUAUACAACGCAAUUGUCUUAAAGAGGAUGAAAAUGAGCAACCGGCUGAAGGUGAAGAGGAGAAAGAACUCGUUACUUACCAAAUCAGUAACGAUGUGCACUUUACAAACAGUCGCAUGGCCUCAUUAGCAUGUAUUAAACGUGGUGCUGUAAUUGAAGCCGACAAGUCAAUACACUCACAAUUGCGUUUAAUUAAUUUUUCGGAUGGUUCACCAUACGAAACACUGCACGCUUUUAUCAGUAAAUCCUUGGCACCCUACUUCAAAUCAUAUGUCAAGGAAUCGGGGCGUGCUGAUCGUGAUGGCGAUAAAAUGGCUCCAUCGGUCGAAAAAAAAUUGGCUGAGUUGGAAAUGGGUUUAUUGCAUUUACAACAAAAUAUUGAUAUACCAGAAAUAACACUUACAGCUCAUCCAUCUGUAAAUGCUGUUAUUAGGAAAUGCUCAGAUGAAAAUCGUAAAGCAAAAGUUGGAGACUUCGGUGAUAAAGUUGAAGAUUCUACUUUUCUAAAUCAAUUACAAAAUGGUGUCAAUCGUUGGAUUAAAGAAAUUAAGAAAGUUACCAAGCUCGAUAGAGAUCCAUCAUCUGGUACAGCUUUACAGGAAGUAUCAUUUUGGCUUAAUUUAGAGCGCGCACUUUAUCGCAUACAGGAAAAACGUGAAUCACCAGAGGUCGCUCUUACUUUAGAUAUACUUAAACAUGGUAAACGUUUUCAUGCAACCGUUUCGUUUGAUACAGAUACUGGUUUGAAACAAGCUCUAGCUACGGUUGCUGAUUAUAAUCCUUUAAUGAAGGAUUUUCCUAUAAAUGAUUUACUUUCUGCUACAGAGUUAGAAAAAAUCAGACCAGCAGUACAACAGAUUUUUUCACAUUUACGUAAAGUACGCAAUACUAAGUAUCCUAUACAACGUUGUCUUAAACUUAUUGAAGCUAUAUCUCGAGAUCUUUCACAACAAUUGCUCAAAGUACUCGGUACACGUCGUCUAAUGCAUAUUCCAUUCGAUGAAUUUGAACGAGUUAUGAAUCAAUGUUUUGAAAUAUUCAGUUGUUGGGAUGAUGAAUAUGAUAAACUGCAAGGACUUUUGCGUGAUAUUGUCAAAAAGAAGCGUGAUGAACAUUUAAAAAUGGUGUGGCGUGUUUCACCUGCUCAUAAGAAACUUCAGACACGCAUGGAACAUAUGCGUAAAUUCCGCAGACAGCAUGAGCAAUUACGUACUGUCAUAUUACGUGUUUUACGUCCCAAUAAACAAUCACAAAAUGAUUCAAAUGUUACUGAAACAAAGCAACCUUACAGUUUAGAAGCUGCAGAUGCUAAUGCAAUUGAAGAAGUUAACUUAGCUUACGAAAAUGUUAAAGAAGUUGACUGCUUGGAUAUAACCAAGGAAGGAUCAGAAGCAUGGGAAGCAGCAGUAAAACGUUAUGAAGAAAGAAUUGAUCGCGUGGAAACUCGUAUAACAGCACAUUUACGUGAUCAACUUGGCACAGCAAAAAAUGCUAAUGAAAUGUUUCGAAUUUUCUCGCGUUUCAAUGCACUUUUUGUGCGUCCACAUAUUCGCGGUGCUAUACGUGAAUAUCAAACACAGCUUAUACAGCGUGUCAAGGAUGAUAUCGAAGCUUUGCAUGAAAAAUUUAAAGUUCAAUAUCCACAAAGUAAAAGUUGUCGUUUAUCGUCGGUUAGAGACUUACCUCCAGUCGCUGGUUCUAUAAUAUGGGCACGACAAAUAGAUAAUCAAUUGACUAUGUACUUAAAACGUGUUGAAGAUGUUUUAGGCAGAGGUUGGGAAACACACAUUGAAGGACAGAAAUUAAAAGCCGACGGUGAUAGUUUUCGCAAUAAACUUUCAAUUUCUGAAGUUUUUCAGGAUUGGGCACGUAAAGUACAAGAGCGUAAUUUCGGUAGUACUGGGCGUAUAUUUACUAUCGACUCAGUUCGAUCGCGUACCGUACGAGCUAAUGUACUUAGAUUACGAGUGAAUUUUCUUCCAGAAAUCAUUACUUUAUCGAAAGAAGUGCGGAAUAUUAAAAAUUUAGGCUUUAGAGUACCACUUACUAUUGUGAACAAAGCUCAUCAGGCAAACCAAAUCUAUCCUUAUGCUAUUUCACUGAUUGAAAGUGUUCGUACUUAUGAACGUACCCUGGAAAAGAUCGAAGAACCUAUCAAAGGAUCUGUUACAGCGCAGUAUCCACUGGACAUGACAAUAGUUUUAGACAUGUUUAUUUCCAAGCCUACUACCAAGUCCGGGCGUUUCGAUUUAGGCUGUCUACGUUAUGUUAGAGAUCUCUGCUUCUGUGACUCAGCAGACACACAUUGUCCGAAUAUUCAAGAUCUUCUAGAUGGAGAAAAGGUGUUUACUGUAUACCAUGGCGUCCAUCAAGCAAAUUUCUUAAUAUUUCGUCCAGAGCUCUAA
Messenger RNA from Teleopsis dalmanni, 2707 nucleotides. RefSeq names its product dynein heavy chain, cytoplasmic-like. Lineage: Eukaryota; Metazoa; Arthropoda; Insecta; Diptera; Diopsidae. Bases 83 to 2707 code for a protein of 874 amino acids. The record is from RefSeq and is a predicted model, not a curated record. The transcript is spliced from 8 exons.